CUAGGCAACAGCAACAAUCACACAUUACUCUCUCUCACACACACACACAUACACUCGUAGAUGUGCAUGCACACAUGUUGGAAUAAUGGUGUUCAUCGGGACUUCGCUCAAGUCUAUAAUUAAAUACUUCAAAAAGAAGGCUGUGUCUAAUCUGGACGAGGAGAGCAAGUGGACGGUGCACUACACAGCUCCGUGGCACCAGCAGGAGAAUGUGUUCGCACCAGUCUCCAGACCUGCCUGCGUGGAGGAGCUUCACCGACAGGCUAAGGUUAACCUCAAGACUGCCCUGCGAGAAUGUGAUAAGUUGAGGAAAGAUGGCUUCCGCAGCUCCCAGUACUACUCUCAGGGCCCCACCUUCUCAGGCUCCGCCCACUCGUACAGCAGCCAACAGGAUGAUGAGGACGCAGACGCCGAAGAUGCUGAUAAUAAGUCCAUUGCCUCCUCUGGAGAACAGGAGACACGCGCCCACCCAAUGAGGGCCCAGACUCCAGUGCAGAGGGAGGGGCCAGAGGUCGAUGGGCAAGAGCUGCGGUACAAGACCCUGCCUACCCCUGAGGAAAAGAUGAGGCAACAGGCUCAGGCCAUUGUGACUGACAUUGUCCCCAUCAACGUCACAGCGGCUAAAGGACGCGGAGGGGAGCUCCGACCACAGUCCAUGUUUAUUCCUGGACACUAUUCGACACUGGCACGUUCCAGCAGUGUGUGCUCCACACUCAUGCGCUCCGAGAAGAAGGAUUCCGGCUGCCAGACCGAGGAGGUAAAAAUUGUCCCGCCCUCCAUGCGGAGGAUCCGGGCACAGCGGGGCCAGGGGAUCGCUGCUCAGAUGGCGGGUAUCUCCACGUCUGCGACUAACGUAUCCACUGUGUCGGACGGCCCCUCCUCCGGCCCUCCGGUGCGCAUCAUGGCGCCGCACUGUAAUGGCGAGUUGCUGCGCUGCCACAGCCUGCCCCGCGGUGCACGCGUCUCUCUUAACGCAGCUCCGCCCUGCAGCAGCAGCCCGUCCGGGCCAGGCAACGGCUCAGCCACACCCCCUCGCCACAUCGGCAAGCUCCAGGCUGACGAGACCGUGGUCCACAUGAGGAAUACCCCCAGGACCAGCACGCCAGCUCGGCCCAAAUCCCAAGAGGUGAGGGGUUCUCGGGGGGAGUGGGGCUCCAUCUCUGGCCCUGCCUGCGUGGUUUCUCCUCACGCACCCUACUCCACGUCACUCAUCCCCAACGCCACCCUGUCGUGUUCAUCUGAGGUCAUUGCCCUCCAUGCCGCACCCAUCCCGAACCACCAACCACACGCGGAACCUCUUACCAUGGCCUCGACCCACAACGGGGUGAGCUCGCCCAGCACGACAGCCGGUGCUGACACGCCAGAGGCGGACACACAGAGGGCCAGUCAGUCCGACAGUAGUUUGACCAGCCACAGCACCGUCGCGGCUGGGACGGCCUCAUCAGACGAGCAGUGGAUUUACGACACCCCCGAGAACGUGCCGUCCAGAAGGACGCUGACCUCCAACUGCUCCACCCCCAUUGCUCAACUAUAUAACAGUCUGGAGCACUCCUCUAAAGGCACCGACUCCAGCUCCCUCUACUCAAUGGACAACGACGGCUACUACACUUCUAUGCACCUGGACUCUGGCCUGACUGCCAAGAGUCACAGCGUGGCAGGCAGGCCAACCAGGCACAGCAUGUACGAGUGCAUGAGCCAGCUGGGAGACCGUGCUUCCUGGUACAGUGACCGCUCGCUGUCCCGUUCCAUCUCCCUUCGGAAGUGUAAAAAGCCGCCCCUCCCGCCAGCGCGGACAGAUUCGCUUCGGCGAAAGCCCAAGCACGUCAGCCACGCUAACAGUGCAGUGGAUGCUAGCAGUGGGUCAGUACUUAAUGAGUCACUGAUCGCUACCUUACAGCAGUCCCUCCAGAAUGGGCUGAAAGGGAAAGGGUCGUCCACCUCACCGUCUCAUAGCCCUUGCAGCGACUAUGAGGAGCCCUGGCUGCUGCGUUCGAGAAGCCAGAGUAGCGUAAGCGCCGGGAGCAGCGGGGUGUCGGCUGCAGGGGUUGCUAAUGUCUAUUCCAUCUGUCAUGUCACACCGUCACAGAGUGACACCAGCAGCCUGCGUUCAGACUACGCAGAGUCCUGGGGCUAUUAUGUGGAUUACCCUCGUCCGCAUAGUGAGCAGACAGUGUCAUCUCCUCAUACGAACACUUUGUCUAGUGGAGGGCAACCGGGCAGCAUGGCAAAUGGACAGGGUAUCCAGGCAACUGUCGCUCCUGCCCAGGGUGAUGUGUCAGCAAAGCCUCAGGCAAACACCUCCUCACCUGACAGGUUGCAUCGGUUGACCUCCCCUUCGAGUGGAUAUUCAAGUCAGUCCAACACUCCAACUGCUGGUACCCCUGUCCCCUCCUUCAUGAGGUCCAUGUCACCCUCCGGCUGCAAGCCCAAGCCCCGUGUGCCUGAGAGGAAGUCGUCUCUGCUGUCUUCUGUGUCCAUCUCCUCCUCUUCCACGUCGCUGUCCUCCAACACCUCAGAUUCGACCAGAAACAGCAUUCCCCCUCCACCUCCACCACUACCACCUUCCUUGACAUCUGCACCUCUUCCACUUUCCAGCCCGGCAUGCACCAUAUCCCAAACCUUCCCACCCCCACCUUCUUCUGCAUUGCUCUCCACCCCCAUGCAGGAGGCAUCCAUAAAUUUGCUAUCCUCAAACUCAUCUCCUGAGUUUCCACCACCCCCUCCACCAGAGAUGUUGAAUGAUCACAGCAUGUCACUUAAUGGCUCUUUUAGCCCCACUCUUCAUCACCACCUCCCCCUCCCCCUCCCCCCCCCCCCUCCUCCUCCUCCUCAUUGCCCUCCCAUUGGCUGUGCUUAUGCUCCUCCCACAGCUCCAUCCCUACCCACCAUGACACCAGCUAUUCCUUCCCCUGCACACUUAGUGGGAAUAAAAGAUAGGCUCAAGCCAUUGAGCUCAGUGAGAAGGUCAUCCUCCAUUCACUCUGAGGAGUCUGGCAGGUCUGCCAUGCCAGUAAUCACUCCCUUUGCCCUCCAGAGUGUGCAGCUCCGAUCAGUCAAACGCCCAGAGAACAGUGGGGUGGACAGUUCCAAAUUUCAGGAAACAGGAACUAACCAAAUGACAACUAAGCCCUGGACACCAGAGAAGUUAAAAAAAAUAGAACAUCUGACUGUUUUGCCUCUGGCAUCUCACUCAGCUCCAGAUAAGUAUGGACCACCAAGUCCUUCAUCCCCUCAGAAGAAGCUUCCUGCACAUAGCAGCUUUGCUGCAAUGCCACUUCAUGAGGUAAAACCUGUGAAAGAAUUGCCCUCUGAACAGACUUGUGGCCUUUUGGGUGAUUCUAUAGACCUUAACAACGUUGUACCUAAGGAUGAAGUGGAUGGACUGGAGAGAGGCCUGUCGCCACAAAACACCACACCCAAGAAAAAACCUCCUGCGGUCUCCAAGAAGCCCAAAUUUCAUAUCAGCAUCUCAGCUUCAACACCUGAGCAUGUGCAGGAGGUGGAGGAAUGGACUCGGGCCAGUGAGAAAGAUGCUGCUGAGCAUCAAGGGCUUCACGAAGACGUGACUGUUGGCUCCAGUAGCACAGAAGCUCAGGAAUCCCUCUCUGUGGAGGAGCAGGAGAAAGAGAAUGAUGAAAGCACCACUAACAGUUCAUCGUCUGGUGAGAUGAGCGAAUCUGAAAGUAGCAUGCCUCCAACUCCUAGUCAGGCGGAGGAACCUUCCCAGACUGACAUCAUCCAGGAGGCAGGUGCUGGUGAGUUUAAGGACACUUCAGAGGGAGAAGAGGAGGAAGAGGAGUAUGGAGAAGAUGAAGAUGGGGUGGGCAGCACUACAGGAUCUGUCAGCUCUAAAGAUGAUGAAAAUGGUGAGGUGUUCGAGCCCAGCACGGCAGGAUCCUCGCCGGCGCCCGGCGUCAACAGCAACGCCUUUAAGGACAUGGUGACGCCCACACGGCCCCGCACCACCGAGGACCUCUUCGCAGCCAUUCACAGAUCUAAGCGGAAGGUUCUGGGACGAAGAGAGUCUGAGGAGGACCGGUCACGAGGCCACGCCUCCUCUCCCCCAACCACACCCACAGAGUUGGGCCCGGCACUCAGCUCCUCCCUGCCCCGGCAGACGGGCUCCAUCCAGCGCAGCCUGCGCAAGACAGCCACCAGCAGCGACACCUUUAAGGCCCUGUUGCUGAAGAAGGGCAGCCGUUCAGAGACCAGCUUCCGCAUGUCGGCCACCGAGAUGCUGCGUUCCACUGACCCGCGCUCCCAGAGGGCUCGCUCCCUCGAUUCCACGCUGGACCUGGCCUCACCAACAGGGGCCCCCGACAGCCCCUGUGCUUCCCCCAGCCGCAGCAAAAGAGCACCGGAGGACUGGGCACGGAGCGAGGGUGUGCUCCCACGAUACUCUCUGGGCACCCCGCCAUCAAUGUCCCCUUCCUCUCUGAUGGGGCCCAAGUACGGCCGGUCACGCACGCCUCCUUCUGCUGCCAGCAGCAAGUAUAACGCCCGCAGCCGAAUCCUCAGCAGCCCCAUGACCGUCAUCUGUGAAAGGGAGGGGGAGCUGGCUGAGAGUGGGGAGGGCUGGGAUGAGCCACGCCCUGUUUCUCCAGCAGCCACGCCCCUUGUGGUCCCUCAGGACUCCAGCAGCACUUUAAGUGAAGAGGAGAGCAGUUAGGGGUUCAAAAGACUUUUCCUCAGAUGAGGGGAUGAGCUUGUCUCCGUCCUGGCAGUAGCAAAGACUGGGCCAGUAGACGCAGACACCAGGGGUGUGGGGUUCCAGGCCACUCUCCAGGCUCUGUGCAGGACUGGACGAAUCUGGCCGUGCGGAAGAAGACGAGUGCAAGACCACAAGGUGCCUCCUUAACACUAAUCAAAUUUCUGUUGCAGCAGCUCUUCAUAAAGUCAGACACAAAAACAACAGAAAGAAAUGGAAUCAUCUCAUUUGAACUAUUUUUGUGGUUGUUUGUUAGGGAAGGUAUGUUUUCAUUUUUGGUAGUACAUUCAUUUCCGCAAGCUUAUCCAUUGUACUCCUGUUUUCUUCUGUCUAUUUUUACUGUUUAUUUUCUGUUAUCAUUCAUUUCCAGUCUAAUGGAUUUCAGGAAUAACUGUACAUUGGGAAGAUGGGUUAAUAAGGACUGAUACACAAGCAGUAUGUAUUAGCAGGAGAAACUGCUAAGUGAUCCAUUUUGGCUGCUGGAGUGGUACUAGUGGGUGGAUGAGAUUCAUUUUGUGGAAGGCUCAAAGUGCUGUAGAGGGUCUCCUGGCCACUGUUCGCAGUCCAGUCCCUUAGAAGCCACGACCACCUCCUGCUUCGCGGAGGUCCACGGAAGCACGGUCAUGUGCUCCAUCACAGUUUCUUACUCUCUCUUCCUCCUUGUGGUUAAGAUGGGCACGCACACCCGUCCUGAGCAUGUGGGCGAGGCAUGAGAAUAGAUGUGGAGCCCACAUAAGAGGACUGUUGGAGUAGCACAACGGAGACGCUGACUUAUUGAUAAGAUGCUUUGUUUUGAUUUUUAGCAUGUAGCGUUUGCACUGUGUAUGUCUGUUUGUCUGUUUGAUCAUUUAAAAAGAAUUAUGCCUGUAUUGAUUGUAACCCAUUUACAUGGCAAAGAAACAGUAACAUUUUACAUUAAAAAAAGAGAAAACUUGCUUAAAACAAAUAAUAAACCUGCUUUGUUUGAAAUGGUUUGGGUAACCAAAGAGCUAAACAGUAAAUAACGUAGCCAGCUGUCGCUGUCGUACUUCUAGAUUCUGGAUAAGUGACGGCAUUUAUCUGGAGUUCUAAGGGUUUGCUGUUUUUCAGCCCAGACCUUAUAAAGGUGGUUGUUUCCCAUCAAUGGUAAGUGUUCAUAACCUCACCAGUAGCAUUAGUUAUUCACCACUCCAUGGACUCUUCACACUGGGCUUAAACACAGUUUAGUGGGCUCAUCGUUUAAGCCCUGAGAAACCCAGGUAAAAGGGAAGCACGCACUGUUGUGCACUCAGUAGCAUGCAUCUCACCCUAGCUUAGCGACUUACCACUGCUUUCUUCUGGCUGAUGUGUUUGUCUUGUCUUCAGUCUCCAGUCUAAUGGAACAAGGGCAGAUUGUAAAGGUGGCUUAACGAGAACUGAUUUACUAAUACCAUGUAGCAGGCAUUGCUUAGUUACUCCUGGUUUGGGCUACAGUGGGUGAUGAAGACAGCAUAAUCAUUCUACUGGCGGAAAGGUGCAAAGCAUGCUUUCUGUCAGGUUUGAUUGACUUUGUGUGGUUUAUAGAUGGUUCAAUUGUACAGCAGCAAUAGAAACUAUGAGGCCUACUGCUAUUGAAAAUGUUCUGAGUAGACAUUAAAUACAUGAAGAUGAGUGACUAUACUGUGAGUUUCACCUUUUGAAAAAGUUUUUGAAGACCUGAAUGAUCAUCCCCCUGGACUGUGGAAACGCAAUGAGAAGCAGUUGUAGAUGAGUGGUUCGUUUCUCAAAACAUUGGCUUUGGGUCGCAUUAUGAUAUGCAUCAUUAUAAAUCAUUAGGAAACAAUUUUAAUAAGGUAUGGACUGAAAAUACCAAACCCGUCUUUUAUGGGUUUGGUUAAGAAUAGCUUUUACUUAAAGGCUUAAUUACUAACUCUUGUCUUGUGACCUUUCCACAGAAAAGACUCUUCUUGUGAAGUUUUAUAUUGUUUUUUUAUGUAUAUACAUACAAAAAUGAUUAAGAAAUAACAUCUGGACUUAUUUUCAAAGAAUUUGUACAUUUUAGAAGCCCUUGUUAGAGGGGAGUGGCUUACCUUUGUAGAGUAUUUAUUUUAGAAUCGCUAGAAUGUGAUUUCAGAUAGUUGACAGGGAUUUAAAUGGGAGAUAUAUGUCUCAAUUUAUAUUGGUUAGAGGGGGAAGCUGCAUCACAUUACCUUCCAACCCUCAUCAAUAAAAGUCUGGCUUUGAGAUUUUCUUUUCCCAUAGCAGGAUGUUUAUGAAGUCUCACUACCAUAUUGUUGACAGAGUUACAGAGUUAGAAUGGGUAACCAAAAUCAAGGAAAACGUGAGAUGGAGGAAGAUCUCGAUACGGAUGACUGCUAACCCUCUUGUAUAUGUCUCUGUAAUAAAACUUCGUGAUGUUUAAAAAUG
Electrophorus electricus (electric eel) is the source of this 7093-nucleotide messenger RNA. NCBI's taxonomy places the organism in Eukaryota, Metazoa, Chordata, Actinopteri, Gymnotiformes, Gymnotidae. The record is from RefSeq and is a predicted model, not a curated record.